Messenger RNA from Neltuma alba, 2114 nucleotides. RefSeq names its product mini-chromosome maintenance complex-binding protein. Gene Ontology annotation, molecular function: chromatin binding. The coding region runs from base 127 to 1905 and encodes 592 amino acids. The record is from RefSeq and is a predicted model, not a curated record. Lineage: Eukaryota; Viridiplantae; Streptophyta; Magnoliopsida; Fabales; Fabaceae. The transcript has 14 exons. Gene Ontology annotation, biological process: DNA-templated DNA replication.
UCUGCAUAUCUCCACUGAUCACUGAACGGGUAGUGAACCGCCGACCUUCCUGAUUCCGUGAUUCGUGACGCUCUACUGCGCAGCGAAGGCGAAAGACCGAGUAAUUUGGCGAUUCGGGACUAAGAAAUGGUGGGACCGCCAUACGAUUUUCUGGUGAAUCCUCUCGGGGUCGUGAGAUCAACGUUCGAGAAGGCGAUUGCUUCGGGCUCCGAUCCUGCUUCUUUUGACGCCAAGGACUGGGGCGCCAUUGAUCUCUUCAGCGGUUUCCUCUUUGAUCAGCCUGGACUUUCUCGGGUUCCGGUUUUGACUCCUGCCACACUCAGAUGGGUACAACCCAAUACUCUAGUUCGGUUUCGUGGAAUGAUACAAGACAUGAUUGGGAAUGAGCUUUAUGUGGGUGCUUAUAAGGAUGGUUCAGUGUGGAGGACCAACAAAUUUAUGGAUGUAGCUCAGUUUCCUAUGGGUUCCUCAGCAGAUAUGCGAAUCUGGGAACGGCGGUUACUAUACUGUGUUCCGGUCCCGGGGCAGAAUGCAUGGACUGAAAUUUCAACAGAAGUAACUAAUCAAUAUGAGGAUUGGACAUUUCAACAGAGAGAAAAGCGGAGGAGAGCAGAUGAUGAGUCUGAUGAAUGCAAGGAUAUGCAUGUCUCAGCUGAUACGGUUCAAGGCUCUCCAGAUACCAAAAAGAUGAGAGAAGAUGAACACACUUCCCUUGCUACCCAAUCUCAGGGAGCUUUGCCUGAGAGUUCUAGCUCUGGUAUGAGUAUUGUGCAAGGCUGUGAUGGUAAUUCACUUCCUUGUCUUGUGAAGAUAUAUGAUUCUCCGGAAUCUGACUUAAAGCUGAAUGAUGUAUUUGAGUUUGUGGGUAUCCUUGCAUCUAGUGCGGAGCCUCCUGUGGGCAGCAGAGAUUCUGAAUUUUCAGAUGAUUUUUGUGAUGACCCAUUGCAGCAUUUUCCAGCUAACAAGGUGCCACGCCUUCAUUGUUUUGUUCACAGAAAACUUGCAGUUUCAGAUUUCCUUCAGAAUAACCCCAUAAUAGAGCCAAAAUCUCACUUGAUCAGAGAGAUCAGGGAAGCUCUACUCAGACAUCUCACGUCCGUUCUUGGCAAUGAUGCUGUGGCUGCUCAUUACUUGUUGCUACAUCUUCUAUCCAGGGUACAUGCUAGAGCAGACACUCUUGCGGUGGGCAAGCUUUCACUAAAUCUUACUUGCUUUAGCAAAGAAACUAUGUCUGCCUUUGGAAAUAUAUUAAUUCUUGCUGUGAAGAAUCUCUUGCCUUUCACACAUUGUAUACCCCUUACCGUGGAGUACCUAAACACAACUGCACUUGCGCCAAGGAAAGAUUAUGAUACAAACAGACUGGUUACUGGAGCUCUGCAGCUAGCUGAAGGCACUCACUUAAUUGUUGAUGAAACAAAAUUAAAGGCGGGAGCCCUCAACUCUGUGGGUGUGGAGAAUGCAAGGCUUCUGAAAAAUUUAAUGGAGUUUCAAAAGCUGGAAUAUGACUUCAAGUACUACAAAAUGGAAAUGGCCACCGAUGUCCAGCUGCUAGUCAUGUCAGAAGGGAAAUCAAAUAUCUUGCCAGCUGAUGUAGUUGUACCCUUCCGACCUUCUGUUGUAAAUGCUACUGAAACUGUUGUUGGAGAAGCUUUAGACUCUUGGAGGUGGUAUUUGGCUACUGUUAGACAGCUACCGCAUUCUAUUGAAUCAGAAAUGCAGAAGGUGGUAGAAAAUGAUUUAGUUGCAGCAAGACAAGCUGAUAGGAGUUUAAAUCCCCAAGAUCUUAGCAAAUGGUUAACAAUGGGUCGUCUCAUGUCCUUGAGCUUUGGUGAGACCAGCCUCUCUCCAGAACAUUGGCAAAUGGUCAACGAAUUGGAGACGCUGCGAAGUGAGAGAUUAAAGUGAAGCAUUCUUUUAUGGGUUAUGAGAUUGAACUGCUGCCUCCUGGGGCCUUUGAAGAAAGGAUAGCCCAUCAGAAGCGUUUUUAGGCCAAAAAGGGUUGGAAAAGUUUGUCUGUGCGACCUGACAACCUGAAUUGUCCGGCCAGUUUCCUCUUUUACCCGCCCAUAACGUGUAUAUUUAAGAUCCUAUAGUGGCUUAUGCAUACGGUAAAA